AGUGAGCUUCUCUCUCUCUAAGUUGGCGAACCCAUUAAAAUGCGCUCCAAACAAGAAGAUCUCUCAAUUGUUUUGUGCGCCUGAAAAUGAAAUCAAAACCCAUGCACUUCGCGCAGUCUGGGGGCAUCAUAUAAAUACGAUGCCUCUAUGCUCGAAUGACUGCACUCCAGAAUCACUAUUCGCUGAGUCUUGCUGCCUUUGCCAUCAUCAUUCCAUCGAGAGCUUCUCAGCUGUUUCGCGGUGUCUCCCGGACGGUGCUCAAUUAGAUCCGGACUAAAUAUAUAGGUACCUGCGUGAACAGAGUGUUUUUUUUCGGGGCCCCAUUUCCGCAAAGUGUCUUUGUGGCAAAGUGCGCGGAGUACCACGCGUAUAGUGCUUAAACAUCAUUAGAUCAAACUAAUUAAUUUGAAACCUUCGAUCUUAAAUCGAAUGUGAUAGAGUGCGCGGGAAAGUGAAACGCAGAGAGUCCUCGCGCGAAAGAAAUCACCUGAAUUUCCCGCAAAAUUCACCUGAUUUUCCUUCACAACUAAAGCCACCCCUACACACGCUGCUUAAUCAUGACAAUCUUGAGGGUACUUUCUUCAGGGAUUCUCCUCCUCACCAUGGGAGUUACCAUUAAUGCUGGCAAUUCAAAAGAUAGACAUCAUGUGAAGAUCCAUGUACCCGAGAUUGUGAAGAAGCACAUCCACACGAGGACCAUCUACAAGCAUCACUAUCACAGAGUCCCUAUGCACAUGAUGCCACAUCAUCAUCAUAUGGGGCACGAGUCGCACCUACAGCCUACAUUCAAUCUAGGACCAAUUCAUCAUGGUUCCAUUUAUGAUCCAGUGACAGGACCUAGUGCUGCUGCUGCUGCAAGCUUGGAUGUUGGCAUUCCAUGGCAUGCAAAGCCACCACAAAUUAUUCCUGUAGCACCACUUCCACCGAGGGAUCCAAUGGAGGAUACAGAUAUCCAGGAAACCUACUCACACCAUUCCGGCCUAGAUGAUUCAUAUGAGUAUGGAAGUGAUGAAGAAUACCCGAAGAAUCCUCUACCGGCUGUGACGGAAUACUACGAGGCCUACAAGCCAGUCUAUGAUCGUCCAUCGGCAAAGCCAAUAUUCGAUCGACCACCAUCUGUUAAGCCAGUCUUUGAGCGUCCUUCCACAAAGUAUCGACCUCCAGAUCACACAUCAAGCUACACAACUAAUUUUGGACACACAGGACCAAAGCAUCCACCAGACAAUUAUGAUAUGCCAAAGUACACCACCCCCAUGUCGGUGACAUCAACAAGCUACAGCCACCAAUUGCAUUACUUCCCAUCAGCAGGAGAGGAGGACAUUGCUGUCCCAAUAAAAACCACCAGCAAACAUCCUGUGUGGUAUAUGUCAUCAUCCGGUUCGGAUGAGCACGGACCAAAGUUCCAAGCGGCAAAGGCAAUGGAGACUGAUGACUUCUCCCACUUUGAUAACAUCCUAACAACCAAGCCCAAGAGCGUGAUCACCAAAUACGGCUCCAAGGUGCCACUGAAAGAACUCAGCGAGAUUCGAAGGCGUGUCCGGAAGCACAAGGUCCAGAAGAAAUUCUUAUAAUAGAUUUAGCAUUAUAUACAUUGCAACCUUUCGCUAUGUUGAGCGCGUAUUUAUUGAUUGUAAUUUUGUACCCACAAAAGUGAUUACACACAUUUUGCAAUAUUUGUUACAAUUAUUAUCUAAGAAAUGAAUAAAGAAAAUUAUUACAGGGAAGUUCAAUUGAGAUGGUUCAUCUAAAUUGUGACUCUCUCAAUGAAAG
Messenger RNA from Lutzomyia longipalpis, 1770 nucleotides. RefSeq lists its product as uncharacterized. The record is from RefSeq and is a predicted model, not a curated record. The transcript has 2 exons. The coding region runs from base 558 to 1571 and encodes 337 amino acids. NCBI's taxonomy places the organism in Eukaryota, Metazoa, Arthropoda, Insecta, Diptera, Psychodidae.